Molecule: messenger RNA, 2443 nt
Organism: Entelurus aequoreus (snake pipefish)
Lineage: Eukaryota; Metazoa; Chordata; Actinopteri; Syngnathiformes; Syngnathidae
Product: guanine nucleotide-binding protein G(I)/G(S)/G(O) subunit gamma-2
Exons: 5
Coding region: 612-827 (71 amino acids)
Biological process (GO): G protein-coupled receptor signaling pathway
Cellular component (GO): heterotrimeric G-protein complex
Molecular function (GO): G-protein beta-subunit binding
Source: RefSeq, a predicted model, not a curated record
GUUGCAGUUGCACACGUCAAACAUGGCAACAAAUGGACGUUACGACGUCAAAACGUCCAAAUGGGCCACAGGCUGACAUUGUGACGCACAACGAGCGCCGGGAACAUUUCAAAAAAGAGGAAAUGUCACAAUACUGGAUGACUUUAAUCGCCGAUUUGGAUCAACGAAUGACCUCACAGCCGCUAUCUUGGACGGAUCUCAGGGAGACCGUGGAGUUCUUUCCUGUGGACCUCCGGGACGUGCAGAGAGCGUGCUGAUAGCAAGACCAGCGAGACCAGGGAGGGAGGGGGAGUCAGGAGGAGGAGGAGGAGGAGGAGGGUAUCUUCUCGUAGCCUCGGCGUUUGGCUGGAGGGUGGAGACUGGGAGCGGCGGCGAGGACGGGAGGACAGGGAGGAUCUCAGCCAGAGCGGGGACGGUGUGGAUGUCGUCCUGAAACUUCCUGAUUUCGUCUCUACCAGACUGGAUCCGGAGGGGGGGGAAGAAAAAAGAAAAAAAAAAGACUCCCGAUUAACCAGCAGGAAAGCGGGCGCGGCUUGAAGCGCUGAGCGAGCUGCAGACAACGAGUCCGAGUGCGGCGGCGUGAGGAGACCAGACACGACCAAGAGUGCCCAAUGGCGAGCAAUAACACAGCCAGCAUCGCACAAGCCAGGAAGCUGGUGGAGCAGCUGAAGAUGGAGGCCAACAUCGACAGGAUAAAGGUGUCAAAAGCGGCCGCGGACUUGAUGUCCUACUGCGAAGCUCACGCCAAAGAGGACCCGCUGCUCUCGCCGGUGCCGGCCUCAGAGAACCCGUUCAGGGAGAAGAAGUUCUUCUGCGCCAUCCUGUAAAGACGUGGGACUUGGAAAAAAAUGAUGUAAAAAAACAAACAAAAAAACAACAAAAAAUAGAAAAGAUGUAGAAAUCUUCUAGGAGGAUGGGAGUAAACCAUGGAAGGGGUCGUGGUCGCUUGUUUUUUUCUGAGAGGUGUAGCAUGUUGUAGGUGACCAUGAUGAAGAUGAUGGACAACUCUUCAGGCUGUGAUGUGUACAAAACUAGUUCUAAUGAAAAGUCCUAUUUUGUGGUUUUGUUGAGCUGUUUAAAAGUGUGUGUGCGUGCGUGUGUGUGUGCGUGUGUGUGUGUGUGCGCGUGUGUGUGCGCGUGCUCGACUCCUGACUAAACUAGACGUUACUUGAUUGCUGAAAUUAUUAUUUUGAUCCUUUCAACGCUUUACCCGUCUCUCACUUGGGUUUCUUUCCAUAACUCUUCUGUGUGCUUUUUACCAUUGAUUUUGUUGAAGUUAGUUUCAGCGCUGGGAAAGUAACUCUGUGAACGGCCAUCUCUCUGACCAAUGUGAUCUCGUCUGUCUCUUCUGACACGCAAAAUCUCCUUUCUACUCUUUGUACAAAAAAACGAUACGCAAAGUAAACUGUGAUGUGCUGUAAAGUCUUCCAGAGUGGUGUGUUAUGAGAGUUUUAGGGCCAUUUCCUCUGGGAUUGGUCGAAAGACCCUCACGUGACUGCGACCGACUUGCGGAAAGCUUUUACGUCGCUCUCCCCGCCACCCGGAAAAGAAGACAAGUAUGGGAAGGGAAGGUUCACCAUCGAGCCUGGAGAGCCACCGACUAGUAGCUUGUGCCAGGUAAACACACGACUCAACGUCUGCCUUUUACAAAACACCAAAACCAGUUGUGUAAUUCGCAAAUAAAAACAGAACACAAUGAUUUUCAAAUCCUUUUCAACUUAUAUUCAAUUGAAUAGACUGCAAAGACAAGAUACUUAAUGUUCCAACUGAAAAACGUAUUUUUUUUGUUUCAAAUAAUCAUUAACUUAGAAUUUAAUUGCAAAAAAGUUGCCACAGGGGCAUUUUUACCACUGUGUUACAUGGCCUUUCCUUUUAACAACACUCAGUUAACAUCAGGGAACUGAGAGACCAAUUUUUGAAGCUUUUCAGGUGGAAUUCUUUCCCAUUCUUGCUUGAUGUACAGCUUAAGUGGUUCAACAGUCCGGGGGUCUCCGUUGUGGUAUUUUAGGCUUCAUAACACGCCACACAUUUUCAAUGGGAGACAGCAGGCCAGUCUAGUACCAGCACUCUUUUACUAUGAAGCCAUGUUGAUGUGACAGGUGGCUUGGCAUUGUCUUGCAGAAAUAAGCAGGGGCGUCCAUGAAAAAGACCUUGCUUGGAUGGCAACAUAUGUUGCUCCAAAACCUGUAUGUACCUUUCAGCAAUAAUGCUACUGUGACAGACUCUGGCUGUCGUGCGGGUUCUCAGGAACACCAAGGAAGGACAUUGCUUCGAGCAUGGUUGACUUUAUUUCAUUUUUCAAUAAAACCUCAGUCUCAGGUCGGGUCGCUUUCCAGCUCCUUCCUCUUCCACUGCUCGUUCUCCCGGUCGCUUUUCAGCCGGCCGCGUCUUCUGUGUCUCGCUCUACAUCCACUGCUGGCUCUCCAACUCCUUCUGCCCCUGU